Messenger RNA from Solenopsis invicta (red fire ant), 4745 nucleotides. RefSeq names its product long-chain-fatty-acid--CoA ligase 3 (gene Acsl). Gene Ontology annotation, molecular function: palmitoyl-CoA ligase activity. NCBI's taxonomy places the organism in Eukaryota, Metazoa, Arthropoda, Insecta, Hymenoptera, Formicidae. The transcript is spliced from 9 exons. Gene Ontology annotation, cellular component: plasma membrane; lipid droplet; endoplasmic reticulum. The coding region runs from base 522 to 2669 and encodes 715 amino acids. Gene Ontology annotation, biological process: neuron differentiation; long-chain fatty-acyl-CoA metabolic process; long-chain fatty acid metabolic process. The record is from RefSeq and is a predicted model, not a curated record.
AGCGGUAUGUGAAUCGCGGUGUGUCGGCGCGACGGACGCGAGUGCACGCAACAGUCGUUCGUCGACCGUCUCGAAGCGCGCCGUUCCGAUCCUCGCCUCUUCUCCUUCACGCAACACCGCACACCCCGUCGUCCGUCUGCCGUCGUUCACACCUCGGUGCCGUCGCGUACACGGCACACAUCACACCCGCGAGUGUGAAACACAACGUGCGACGGAGGCGUGCAGCGCGCGGACCACAUUUACGCACGCACGCACGCACGCACGCACACACGUGCGCGCGACACCCACACCGUUCCUGGAUCAACAUCCUUGAAUCGCGCGUAGUGAUAAUUUCCUCUCUCGCGCGGUGGGAAGAGCGAACCGGCUGGAAGCGAUCUCUCGGUGGGCAGGAAGCCGCGAGGAGGAACCUACCGUUGUCGCGAACUCGUGAGUGUCGAUUAAUCCGCAUCGCGCACAGAGGCACCCCGCCGGGUGAAGUGUCGAUCUUGGAAGUAAGAGCGACCGGAUAAAGAACCGCCACCAUGAUCGUGGACGAUAAACAGGAAAUGGAAGGUUUCUGGAUCUACGGCGCGAUCCACGCGAUCAAGGCUCUGUCGUACAUGUACGACUUGCUGACCUUCCCCGUGUAUCUCAUACUUCAGCGACCAUGGGAGAAGCGUAAGGCCUCCAGGAGGAUCAAGGCCCGUCCGAUCUCCAAAGAUGAAAAUCAGGUCACGUACAGAAGCGUCGAUUCCCCGAAACCGAUGCACGUUAUGCUCGAGCGCGAAAAGGUCGAUACUCUGGAAAAGGUGCUCCUUUGGGUUGCCAAGAUGCACGGCGAUAAAAGGUGUCUUGGUACUAGGCAAAUCUUAGCGGAGGAGGAUGAGCCUCAACCUAAUGGCAGAAUCUUCAAAAAGUAUAAAAUGGGAGAGUACAAAUGGAAGUCGUUUAGCGAAGUCGACAAGAUGGCAGCUUCCUUCGGACGAGGUUUGGCAGAACUUGGUAUGAAGCCACGUCAAAAUAUCGUUAUCUUCGCCGAGACGAGAGCGGAAUGGAUGAUAGCAGCACACGCGUGCUUCAAGCAAAAUUUCACCGUGGUAACGAUCUACGCGACUUUGGGAGACGAGGCUAUCGCUCACGGUAUCAACGAAACCGAAGUCGAUACUGUUAUUACCAGCCAUGAACUUCUGCCGAAAUUCAAGCGUCUGCUGGACAUGGUGCCGGAGGUUAAGAAAAUUAUCUAUUUGGAAGAUCAACUCAAACCGACUAGCACCAAAGGUUAUAAGGAUGGAGUGCAACUGCUACCCUUCUCUGACGUUGUCAAAAUGGGCAACAAGUCGAGUGCGAGUGCUAAUUCGCCGAAGAGCGAUGACACCGCAAUAAUUAUGUACACGUCUGGCUCGACCGGAGUGCCAAAAGGCGUCCUUCUCUCUCACAAAAAUAUCUUAAGUACUUUGAAAGCAUUCUGCGAUGCUGUCGAGAUCUUUCCGGAUGACGUUUUUCUCGGUUUCUUGCCAUUGGCUCAUGUUUUUGAGUUACUGGCCGAGAGCGUGUGUCUUUUGAACGGAGUACCCAUCGGUUAUAGUUCGCCGCUUACGCUUAUCGAUUCGAGUAGCAAGAUUCAGAGGGGAUCAAAGGGUGAUGCGUCCGUUCUCCAUCCAACUUGCUUGACCGCAGUACCGCUUAUUCUCGAUCGCAUUUCUAAAGGAAUAAACGAGAAAGUAAAGAAAUCUGGCCCGUUCAGACAAGCCAUCUUCAAUUUUGCGUAUGAAUACAAAUUAAAGUGGACGAAGCGAGGCUAUGAAACACCUUUAUUCGACAAAUACAUUUUUGGCGCCGCGAAGCAAGUGCUCGGUGGUCACGUUAGGCUUGUUCUCUCCGGAGGCGCUCCACUCAGUCCAGAUACUCAUAAUCAAGUGAAACUCUGCUUAUGCGUCACUGUGACUCAAGGAUAUGGCCUCACGGAAACGUCUUCUUGCGCAACCGUUAUGGAUCAGUACGAUAGAACCACUGGAAGAGUCGGGGCACCUACUACGGUUUGCGAUAUCAGAUUGGAGAACUGGGAAGAAGCUGGUUAUCGAGUCCAAGACCACCCGCAUCCCAGAGGAGAGAUCGUGAUCGGUGGCGACAUAGUUUCCGCGGGUUACUAUAAACUAUCGGAUAAAACGAAAGAAGAUUUCUUCCAAGAGGAUGGCAGACAGUGGUUCCGAACAGGCGAUAUCGGCGAGUUUCAUGCAGAUGGCUCUAUUAAAAUUAUUGAUCGAAAGAAAGACUUGGUUAAACUGCAACUUGGCGAGUACGUUUCCUUGGGUAAGGUCGAGGCUGAGUUAAAGACUUGCCCUGUCGUAGAAAAUAUUUGCGUGUACGGCGAUGCGAAUAAGGCGUACACAGUGGCAUUGGUCGUACCUAAUCCGCAUUAUUUGGAAGAGAUCGCUAGUAAUUUAGGCUUAACUGGCAAGAGCCUUGAGGAACUCUGUAACAGUCCACAGAUCGAGAAAGCGGUACUUCAAGAACUUGUCGAGCAAGCGAAGAAAUGUAAGCUCCAAAGGUUCGAAAUACCCGGUGCUGUGAAAUUGUGUGCAGAGCAAUGGUCACCCGACAUGGGUCUAGUUACUGCGGCGUUUAAGCUCAAAAGAAAAGCGGUUCAGGAACGUUAUCAACAUGAAAUUAAUAGGAUGUACGCCUCGUGAUGUUCCGCCAUAGGAUGCACUAAGUGUUGCGUGUGAUGGGGAUCUAAACCUAAGAAAUUAUCUUGUCCAACAGACGGUACCUCGAUAAUUCAUAGACACAUGUAAACUUUGUCAUAAGCUCACAUUUCACGCUGGUCACGGGAGACGUGCCAAUCGCGUGUGCAAUUGUAAUGAUAAUCAAAAGAUUGCGUUUUUGAGUGUGAUUUUCACGGUAUUAUCAACGAAGUUAAUCACAAUCUUUGACCUGCUGAUUUUAAUCAAAUUAAAUCAUCUUGUUAAAUCAGAUUGUGAUUAAUUCACUUGAUUAAAUCGAGUCAUUUGACUUAAUUAUUUGAGGAAAUCAUUCGAAGAAAGCCGAGAUCUUUUGAUUAAAAAAUGAAAGUAUCGCUUUUUAAAGGCAUUUCUUCAUUAGGUCUUCCGAGCGCGACAAAUUGUGCGCAUUUUUACAUCGAUCUCGAUUGUCUGAUAUACAUCUGUUGUACACAAGUCGACUAUUCGGUUUCGUGAAUCAACGGAAUUUUCUGUAUAUUACUUUACGUAUUAACUUUACAUUAUCGAAUGCAAAUUGACAUUGUAAAGUUAUAUCGCAAUGUGAUAUUGGAAAAAAAAAUGGUACAAGACGAUUUUCUUGGAGAAAAUUGUUGUCGUCCUACUCCGUUUUUUGUUAUUAGUCAAUCGAUUUGUCGCGUCUUUAUUUGAGUAGUGCACCUAUCUAAUUGUCGGUGUUAAUGGGCCAGUCACGACAUCUUUGCGAACGAGCUGAUUUCGGUAAAAUUUAUGACUCGUAUGGUGUACUUAUUUUAAGUGUUGUUCAAAAUUAUCGAGUUCGGUCUUCAGACAGGACGGGAUGUUUGAAAUAGAUCUUCUCAGAGAGCUUUUCGUUUUUUUACGAGUAAUAUAUAAUUGUAUAUAUAAAGAAGAAACGAAAAUCGAGGCUGUUUGUGUUCGGCACGCAAUUAGAUCAAUUUCAAGGCAGGUUUAGUAAUAAAUUUAAUAAUAUAUUGUGUAAAUUAAAAUUUCUCUCUCAUCAAUACCACUUAAUAUUAUACUCUUAUACCGUCUGUCUAGCAAUUCGUCAAUAUAUUCUGCCUACUUUUUGAAAUGUUAAUUCAAACACCACAAUAUUUCUCCCAGCAACAGAGAGAAAGAGAGAGAGAGUAUUUUUGUGUAUAUGUGUAUGUGUGCGAAUGUAUGCGCGAUGGGUGUUUGAUUUUUAUUGUUGUAUGCUUGUAUGCACAUAUAUGUCUAUAAGGAAAAGAUUAGGAAGUAAAAACAUAUGUGAGCUUAUAAAGAAAUCAUGUUUUGCAAAUAUAACUGUUCUUUAUCGUUAAUUUUUCACACGCGUAUCUCUGGCGGUUCGAGUACGACUGAAUUUAUGUAUAUAAAUUAAAAUCAGAACGCUUUAAAAUAUUUUUAAAUAUUUUGAGAUAUAGACAUAUCUUACUGCCUAAUUUGCCUAAAUAAGUGAAACUUUGCUACAUUGAAAAGUCAAUUUUCAAAAUUUGCUAUAGUUUAUUACCUUUUUAUACUCAUGUUAUAUUUCUCAAAUAAUAAAUUAGACGAGAUGUUACAUCGAUUUUAUUUUUUUUCUUAUUGCAUGGAUAUUUCAACAUAUAGAUACGAGCCGGCAGAGAAGACAGCGCAGUGGUCCGGGGAAAAUUUGUAUAUAUCAGAGUUUGCCGCUUAAAGUGCGCGGCGUACAGCAAUUACGUUACACGUGCGUUUACACAUACAGACACAAAAAGCUUAAUGUUUUUCUUCUGUUUUAUUUUACAAAAGCGAAGUAGCGGGAGCUAAUAUCAGUAGUAAUGGAGCGAGAACACGAAACGACGAGCGCAAAUGAUCAGAGGCAGCUCACUUUUUUUUCUUUAUUUGCCACGAGAGUUCCUGCGAUAGCUACAUGUAUGAGAGUCGGUACUAAUCUCUAUUAAUUGUUAAGCGCUGUACAUUACUUAAGUAGGCAUGGUCAAUUGUUUGGUGUUAUGGCAUCAAAAGAUACAAUUAUUAUUAUUAAUAUUAUUAUUAGCAAUUAUCAUUAUUUGAAAAUAAUUUGCAAAAUAAAUGUACAAAGAUGUA